AUGGCUCUGGUCCAUACCAAUUUCUAUGCAGAUACCGGAGCUUCCGCAAAGCAAACAGAGAGUCAGAUAAUCCACCCGUCGGAGCGGUCGGUCCAUAACGAGUUUUCGGAUGAGGCGAAAUCUGAGCUGUUGGACGAGUGCGAAAAGCAGUUUAGUCAACUCCAGAAGCUACAGAAUGAAAUCCUUUUGGCAGACACAGAGUCAAGCGAUGGUGAAUCCAGUGAGAUAGUCAAUCGUUUGAGUGCUCUUUCAGCUGAGCUCGAGCAAUGGCAGGAAACUGAGCCGAAAUUGAUGCCAACGAAUCCUGAAAUUCUACUGGCUGUUGGAAAAGAGGAGUUGCAGACCUUAAACACACAACUCAAGAUGGUUCUCUCCUCUGCCCAAGUGAAGCGAGACGCGCUGAAAGACACAUUAAAAAGAGAGCAGACCUGGCUACAGGAGAAAAAGGAGGUGCUAAACGCAGUCAGUGAGAAAGUGUCCGAAUUACGACUGGAGAGCGAAGGUCUGUCAGAGCACAGUGUUUUAGUGGAUAUGAAGAGAAAGAUCCAGACAGUAAAGGACUACCAGAGCAGACUCAUGGACACCCUGAGCGACAUGCUAACAGACCACUUCCCACUCCCCGAAGAGCAAGCAAACACCAGCAAGAGAAAAAGGACUGCGCUCCCAGACCCGGGAAGGCAUCUAAUAUCGCUCAGUGAAAUUCUUGAGCUGUUGACUAACAAAACGCUGGAAUCUCCCCACGAACCGUAUGUUACCAUGGACGAGUCCUUUUGGCCUCCGUACACCGAGAUGCUACUUCGCAAUGGAAUUGCAACAAGACACCCUGAAGACAGCACUAAAAUACGUUUGGAGAAUUUCUACUGA
Molecule: messenger RNA, 864 nt
Organism: Chanos chanos (milkfish)
Lineage: Eukaryota; Metazoa; Chordata; Actinopteri; Gonorynchiformes; Chanidae
Gene: cenpk
Product: centromere protein K
Exons: 10
Coding region: 1-864 (287 amino acids)
Biological process (GO): mitotic sister chromatid segregation; kinetochore assembly
Cellular component (GO): nucleus
Source: RefSeq, a predicted model, not a curated record